CCACACUAUGGUUUCUCUGGGGGAGCAUGACGUGACAGUGGAGGAAGGGACAGAGCAACACAUCCAGGUGGCCAGAUAUGUGCAGCACGGGCCAUAAGCACGAGGUCCCUCUCAUAGCCUGGCAAUAGUGAAGCUGGCAGAGCCUGCCCGGUUCACUCAGCAUGUCAUGCCCGUAGCCCUACCCACACGCUGCACUCAGCUCCACGAGAAGUGUCUGGUCAGCGGCUGGGGCUCCACCGUACCGGGACAGGACGAGCCCAAUCUAAUCCUGAAGUGUGAAACACAGCGGGUCAUUGAUGACAAGAUGUGCCAGACAGCCUUUCCCCUUUAUUGGAUUGAACACAGAUUCUGUGCUAAAACCAUCGUCUCAACAGACAACUGCCUGUCUGACCAGGGCAGUACUGUGGUGUGUGAGGGUGAGCUAAAGGGGUUGUUCUGGUCCGGUUCUUCUGACGUUGGUUUGUACACCCGCCUGCGCCUGUACCUUGACUGGAUCAAUGACACCAUGAAUGAACACCCUACACCUGAACCUACACCUACACCUGAACCUGUGUGGACCACCGCAGCAGCAGCCACAACAUGGUGAUUGAAAUGAAAAACAAAGUGAUAUGUACUGAAAUGUUCUGUUCACCUGCCCCAUUGAUUCUAUCACAUCCAGUAUGUGUUUUUUUCAUCCACCAGCAGAGGCAAACAUAGACUGAUAAUAAUGACCUAUCAAAAACCUCUGAGAGAUUUCUUGGCUGUAACAUGUCACACAUUAACACAUAUACAUAUUUUAACAAGCAAUUGGAAGUGGACACCCCAAAAUCCUCCAAACAUGCAGUCGUUUGUCCUGGGAUAUGUACUUCUUUUGAUCACCAGCAGAUGGCAAUGUAGACCAAUAAUAGUCCAUUUGAGCACUGAAGAGACACACAAUCAAUGUAAAGAGAGACACAGAUUGAAAAAAGGAGAUAGAGGAUAUCCAGAGUGAGAGAAAGAGAGAGGGGAGAGAGACAUAGACAGAG
Molecule: messenger RNA, 1004 nt
Organism: Oncorhynchus keta (chum salmon)
Lineage: Eukaryota; Metazoa; Chordata; Actinopteri; Salmoniformes; Salmonidae
Product: trypsinogen-like protein 3
Exons: 3
Coding region: 167-586 (139 amino acids)
Biological process (GO): proteolysis
Molecular function (GO): serine-type endopeptidase activity
Source: RefSeq, a predicted model, not a curated record